Echinococcus granulosus is the source of this 768-nucleotide messenger RNA. RefSeq lists its product as hypothetical. Lineage: Eukaryota; Metazoa; Platyhelminthes; Cestoda; Cyclophyllidea; Taeniidae. The transcript has 5 exons. The coding region runs from base 1 to 768 and encodes 255 amino acids. The record is from RefSeq and is a predicted model, not a curated record.
AUGGUGUGGUUCCAAGGGGUCAGUCAUAUUUUAAAAAAAGAAAGUUUGUUAAAUUACCCAGUUUUUGAGUUACUUUAUCCCAUAGUAAAUAAUUGUACUAAACUGAAGAACCAAAAGAUAACGUAUGUUUCCCGUAACCUAAAUAAAACUACAACUCCAAUUUUCGCUUUAAAAGAUGCAAUUCGAGUGCGUAUUUUAAACACCAAAUUAUUUGUAUACAUUUUCAAAGCAAACACUUUGCAACGAUCUACUUCGACAGCCAUUCCAUACCUCGUUAUGGCGGCAAAAAGUGACUUGUUUCGUGUUUCCUUUUCUGUUAAAAAAACUCACUGGGCUGCACUGAUCAGGAAAGUUAUUUUUAUAUUAAUUAAUUGUUUCACAGAGAAUGAUUUUCCUUGGUAUUACAGAAUGCGAUUUAAUUGGUUAAGUGAUACCUUUAAAAAGUUCGGAAGGAAAAAUGGUAAUAAAAAUAAUGAUCCACAACUCUUUCAGUUUCUAAAAAAUGACUUAAGUAGAGAAGGUUUUCAAUCACAAUUCAUUGUCAAAGAAAGCGCAAAGAUUAAUCGCCAAAUCGCAUCAACCCCAAACAUCAGUAAGGAUUUCCGGAAAUGUAGCCGUAUCACCGGCACUCCACUUUUAGAAUUUACAAGAGGAAAUAACAUGAUUGUUCAUACAUUAAUUUUUCAAACAAACAACGUUAAAUGCUUCAUUGUCCACGUUCCACGUUCCUUAUUAUUGUCUUAUACCUCAUCUUUAGAUAAAAAAUAA